AUCGAGUCAUGAAUCAUGAAGCGACCCAGGAAGUCGGUUGAAACCUUCCGGGGAAUGACAGCUUUUGGUUGUUGCCUACAGACAGGAAGGAAGGGGGAAAAAGGCGUGAAGUCUGCAUAGAUGCUACGAUAUAAAGUUUGGCUGCCAUAAGCUUUGAGGAUUUGGCGCUAACAGAUGAUUCCACAUGUCCAGCGGCGCUUGCCCAGGACAUCAGAUGAUUUAUUGAGUCAUCGGACCAGGUUAAUGAGAUGCAUUGCCUUCAAGACCACACACAAAGCUUUGAUCACCAGCCAAGGAGUUGAGUUGGUCGUUAACUGUCGUUAGACGGUCCGUUCGAUCAGGAUGUGUCCCGAAAUAGAAGCAACACGUCUUUGCUGACAAAGCAAAAUGUUUUUGAGCCCGAACCACGUAGUGCUCGGGCUGCCAUUAUGUCUUUUGCCGUAUAUCGUACUCAGAAUCUUCGCCGCGAGACUGCAGUCAUCGAAUAAGAAGCGGCGUACUGCGAUAUUGCAUGGACUAGGACGCCCAAACAGCCAAAUAGUCGGCUUUUUCCAUCCAUAUUGCAAUGCAGGUGGUGGAGGAGAGCGUGUCCUCUGGACGGCAAUCGCGUCUAUACAGCGAUUGGAACCAGAUAUUGUGAGCGUAGUAUACAGCGGUGACACGGACAGCACCAAAGAGCUUAUUCUCGACAAAGUCAAGUCCAGGUUCGCAAUAAUUUUGGACCCAUCUACUGUUCAUUUCGUUUUUCUUGCUUCUCGCAAGUUAGUGGAGGAUUCAUCUUGGCCCCGGUUCACUCUGUUGGGCCAGAGUAUCGGGUCUAUGUAUCUCGCUUGGGAGGCCAUGUCUCUCCUAAUCCCAGAUUUAUACAUUGAUACUAUGGGAUAUGCAUUUACGUUCCAUGUUGUUUCAUUGCUUGGAAGUAUUCCCGUUGGUGCUUACAUUCACUAUCCGACAAUAAGCACCGACAUGCUGGCUCGCGUCAAAACGCGAACCAGGGGCCACACCAACUCAGGUGCAAUAUCUUCGUCCUCUAUUUUAAGUCGAGGAAAGCUGUUAUAUUAUCGGGUGUUCAUGUAUUACUAUGCGCUAUCUCUGCAGGUUGCAUCGUUUAUCAUGGUCAAUUCUUCUUGGACGAAAAAUCAUGUAGAUGGUAUCUUGAAUCAUUCGGAUGCAUUGCUUGAUGCUGCGCACACGUUCUCACCCUUGUUAUUCGUCCGUUUGUUGCUGCCGUUUCGCUUUCGGGCGACAGAAGCCCGAAUUGUCUAUCCACCUUGCGACACACGCGAAAUGGCCCGGUUCACAUUACAGGGUCGACAGAAAAUUGUCCUCAGCGUUGCGCAAUUCCGACCCGAAAAAGAUCAUUCCACACAACUUCACGCCUUUCACGAGCUGUUGGAAACCCAUCCGGAUUAUAAGAGUGAUGGUGCGCUCCCGGUCAAACUUGUUCUCGUCGGUGGUAGUCGUAAUGCGGACGAUGCUGCCCGCGUUGACAAUCUUCGUGAACUAGCCAAGAGGUUGACGAUUGAGAACCAAGUCGAGUUCGUCGUGAAUGCGUCUUACCCCGUUAUGCUUGGUUGGUUAGCCAAGGCCAGCAUCGGUUUGAGUACUAUGGUUGAUGAACACUUUGGUAUCAACGUGGUGGAGUUCAUGGCUGCGGGUGUGAUCCCAAUUGCUCAUGCUUCUGGGGGACCUCUAAGAGACAUCAUUGUUCCGUUCAAUGGCUUACCAACUGGAUACCAUGCAGAGACGCCAACAGAUUUUGCAGAUGCAAUUCACACUGCAUUGACCCUUCCCGCCGAAGAAGAGUUCGCAUUACGACUGCGGGCCAGAACAUGGGCUGUACAACGGUUUUCAGAGGAAGAAUUUGAAAAGGAAUGGAAUGAAAGCGGGUGGAAGCAUCAUCUGUCACCGGCGCAGUGAGCCGUUGUCUAUCUGGUUCAUACCAUGGCCUAACGCGGAGAGGAUUUUGUGAGUACAUGAGGAAAAUGUCCGCAUUUGUCGGGGUUGUCCAAUUAUCAUUACGUUUCAAAAUCGAUCUUUUUAACAAUUUCUGUGCCGAUGCCAAUGAUCUCGUCAAGACUGGCAUAUCCGCUCAAGCC
Molecule: messenger RNA, 2099 nt
Organism: Guyanagaster necrorhizus
Lineage: Eukaryota; Fungi; Basidiomycota; Agaricomycetes; Agaricales; Physalacriaceae
Product: glycosyltransferase family 4 protein
Exons: 9
Coding region: 388-1920 (510 amino acids)
Biological process (GO): protein N-linked glycosylation; dolichol-linked oligosaccharide biosynthetic process
Cellular component (GO): endoplasmic reticulum membrane
Molecular function (GO): GDP-Man:Man(3)GlcNAc(2)-PP-Dol alpha-1,2-mannosyltransferase activity
Source: RefSeq, a predicted model, not a curated record